Molecule: messenger RNA, 3101 nt
Organism: Polypterus senegalus (gray bichir)
Lineage: Eukaryota; Metazoa; Chordata; Cladistia; Polypteriformes; Polypteridae
Exons: 11
Coding region: 105-3101 (998 amino acids)
Source: RefSeq, a predicted model, not a curated record
UAACGAAAGCGAAACUAACGACGUUGAGGAGUGUCAGUGUAAUGGCUGAUAAGGAGAUUCUUGCUACCUAAAACGGGUCGACAAUUCCGUAUGUUCUGAAAAAGAUGGAGAGAGUCGUCGCCCGGACGACCUUCCUGAUCCUUCUGUUGUCCCUCGGAGUUACCGUGACGGACGCGGACGACCUUCAGCUGGUUGGGGGAGAUGUUUUUGAACUGGUAAACACGGACAUUAUUCUGAAAUGUGUAAUAAAGAACAUGCCAACCAAUGUGAGAAUGGAAAAUAUGGGUGUUGUGUGGACAAAGACGGUUUCUGAUAAUCAGACAUCAAUUUAUACCUUCCAAGCUGGAACAGCAACCUCUCAACGUAAUGGAGCCUACAUGGAUAAGGAUAAACUUCUGGACGGAGAUGCUUCACUCCAUCUCCCAAAUGUACAGUUUGAUGAUGAAGGUGAUUAUAAGUGUGUUGUGUACAUCACUCCAGUCAAAGGUGAACUGCAAUUUCUGCUAGAAGUGUCUGAACGCCCCCGUCUUGAUAUUGAGCCAAAGGAAACAGAAGUAUUGCUUGGUAACGAGCGAUCCAUUGUAUGCAGAGCAAAUGACUUUUACCCUAACAAGAUUGACAUUAAAUGGAUAAAAAUCAAAGGAGGUGUGAUUGAACCCAUGACAGAUAAUGUCUGCACUGGAAGUCCUACUAUGAAUGACAAAGGGAUCUUUGAUAUCACCAGCCGCAUCAUAAUAAAGCCGGUGAUGGAAGAUGACGGCAAUAUGUACAGAUGUGAAGUGCUUCACAGGACAUUUAAAGGCGGACACUAUGUGGAGUCAAAAUUGACGGUCAAAGAACUAGAAGAAUCUUCAAAAGUUCCGAUGAUCGUAGGGAUUCUUAGUGCAAUAUUUGGUCUAAUUGGAAUCACUGCAUAUCUGUUAUACCUAAAAGUAUUUAAGCCCAUUGCUCCUCAGGUGACAGUUUUACAAACUCCUGGUUCAUUGAAACAUAAAGAACAAUCAAUUUUGUCCGUCUUAGUGUCUGGAUUUCGCCCUAGAAAUAUUGAAGCUAUUUUAUAUGUAGAACGGGCAAAUAAGGAACCAAUUAAAAUUUUUCGGUAUGAAUUAGAACAAAAGAAACCAAUCAACAUUUUCAAGGAGAAAACCCCUGACGAAGUUCGUGUGCCUUUGAACACCAAUGAAAAUGAAUGUGUUAAAGAUGACUCAUUUGAGGCCAAAAUUACAGAAGGAAAGGCUCAUGGAGACGGCACAUACUCAUUUACAUUGACUGUAACAAUUUUUCCAGACAUUUAUAAAGACAACGGUGCUGUUCUAAUCCUCAAAAUUCAACAUUCAUCAUCUAAGAAACCCAUUGAAUGGAAACAGACGAUUAAUGUCAUUGGAGUGAAACCCAGACUGAAUCAGAUACUGGUGCCACCUAUUCUGGUACACGGCGACCUUGUUGCUCUGACCUGCCCUAUCAAUGGAUUUAAGCCCCGGCCUUUGAUUAUCACAUGGUACAAGCAAGAGCUAAACGGGAAGGAAAAGAAAAAAAUUCUCUGUGAUAAUGAAAAGGGAGAACUAAAGCACUAUAGUAAUGAUAUACAGAAAAAGAGAUACUCUCACAGUAUAAGUGAGAUGAUGGACAAGAUUGACCAUACUUAUGAUGUCAUUAGUGUCCUGACGUUUAUUCCAUCAGUCAGUGAUGAUGACCAGGCCACAUUCAUCUGUGAAGUUGAGCACAUUGACACCAAGUACACUGUAAAACAAGAGAAGGUUAUACAUGUGAAAGCGACUCCAAAACUAGACUCAAUUCAGCUGGUGCACGAUUCUCCUGUGGCAGGUGCUUCAAUGGGUUUAACCUGUAGAAUUCACUCGUACUACCCAAAAACUUCCCUUGAGGUGUUCUGGUUUCGUGAUGACACUCCUCUAGGAGAUGUUGAUGUUGGAGACACAACCAGGUCAGACGAUGAACUAUACUACUGCACAAGUAGCGUAAAAACAAUUCCUGACUGGAAAGAUCUGGGCAGUGUGUUUAAGUGCUUGGUUAAGCAUGAGAGUUUACCUGAAUCUCGAGAAACAAAAUGGACUUUGGAUGAACUAGUUUCACUACCAAAAGUACACGAAAUCUUAAGCAACCCAAAACUACCAGAGCUUGGAAAGCCUCUUACACUCUGCUGUGUGGUCAGUGAUUUUUUCCCAAAAGACUGUGACGUUGUUUGGGUCAGAGGAUAUCAAAGAAUGGAAGAUGGAACAAAAACAGAGGAGCCUGAAUUAGACAAUACCACUAAACUGUACAGUCGAAAAACACAGCGGACGUUCUACCCCGUCUUAGAAGACCUGGGCAGUGAGUUUACGGUGGAGAUGACUCAUCGUGGAGUUACUCAUCGGCCUGAGAAAGACUUGUUUGUUAUGAAAUUUAAAGGUAUUCCAACAGUGAGUGCAGUUACAAAGGACACUAGUAUUUGCAACUAUGGGCAUCCCGUGAAGCUGUCCUGUGAUGUCACAGGAUUUCUUCCCAAAGACAUCACUGCUGAAUGGAGGCAAGAAGGAAGAACAAUAACGGAAGGGGUGAAUAAGGUGUACAGCGAUGGCACUGAUGAACACGGCUGCUACAGCCUGAGCAGCACCUUGGAUUUCAUUCCUACAGCGUAUGAUUUCAAGAAAGAUUACUACUUUUUUGUUCAACAUCAGAAACUAAAGGAACCGAUUGAGAGGCCUGCAGACAUAUUACUGAGUGUGAGACGACCUGUGGUCUCUGAGAUCGUGGCCAACCCCCAAGUUGUACAGUUUAAUCAGAAGGUCCGCCUGAGCAUCAAUAUUGAAGAUUUCUCACCUCAGGAUAUCACAGUGACGUGGAAAAGAGCAGACCAGGAGCUUCAAGGGAUGCUGAACAAGGAGCUGAAUGCCAACAAGCUGCUGAACGCAGUAAGCUGGAUCGAGUUCAUUCCACGGGUCCAAGACCAAGCGAGCAACUUCCAGUGCGAGGUGCAGCACCUGGUCUCCAAAUUCCAGAAGAAGAAGGAAUACGUACUGCUUGUGAAAGAUGAGCCUCUAUGUUUUGGAUCACGAGCAGAUCCAGUCUUCCUCAACCAUUUGGCCUUUCGAUCACUUUGGUAG